CUCUUCAAUACCCCGCACCCUCCACCCUCCUCACCUCCUCCCCCUCUUCCUUCUUCCUCCUCCCGCCGCCGCCACCGCCGCACUCUUCUUCCUCCUCACAUCACUCCACUCUGAUCUCUCUCUUUCAGACAGUAGCAAGAGCAGCAGCAGAGAGAGAGAGAUUUUUAUGUGUGUUCUUGACGACUGCGUGAUCGGCUGUGCCGCCAGAUAUAGAUAGACCGUACAACUGCAGCGCUAGCUAUAUAUAUGUUUCGAGUGGGGUGUGUGUUUGUAUAUCGAUUGUUGAUUUGUUGGUAGAUCUGAGCUCUGCGAGUGUUGCUUCGUCCAUGGUGGAUCUCUAGCUAUUUAGGGUUGUUGGUCUAGCUAGAUAGCUAUAUCUUUCUCUCUCUCUAGUACUGGUGUGUGCAUAUAUUUGUAUAUGCUCUGAGGGAGAGGGAGAGGAUGAUGAUCCCUGGCCGGAACAUGUCGCCGGCGAUGAUCGGCCGGCCCAACGGCGGCGGCGGCGGCGGCGGCGUCGCCUACGCUUCUUCUUCCUCGGCGCUCUCCCUCGGCCAGAGCUUGUUGGAUGGACACCACCAUCAGCUGCCAUCACUGCUGCAGCAGCACCACAAUGGACACCAUCUGCUUGAUCAGCACCAGCAGCAUCAGCAUCAGCUUCCCCCACAGGCGACGACGACGAGCGAGAGCGACGGCCGUGCCCCUCGCGACGAGCUGGAGAUGAGCAAGUCCGGUGGCAGCGACAACCUGGAGAGCGGCGGUGGCGGUGGCGGAGGUGGCUCCGGUGGUGAUCAGGACCCCAACCAGCGCCCCCGCAAGAAGCGCUACCACCGCCACACCCAGCACCAGAUCCAGGAGCUCGAGGCCUUCUUCAAGGAGUGCCCCCACCCUGAUGACAAGCAGCGCAAGGAGCUCAGCCGCGAGCUCGGCCUCGAGCCCCUCCAGGUCAAGUUCUGGUUCCAGAACAAGCGCACCCAGAUGAAGACGCAGCAUGAGAGACACGAGAACAAUGCGCUGCGCGCAGAGAACGAGAAGCUGCGGGCAGAGAACAUGAGGUACAAGGAGGCGCUUGCCAACGCGUCCUGCCCCAACUGCGGCGGUCCGGCCGCCAUCGGCGAGAUGUCCUUCGACGAGCACCACCUCCGCCUCGAGAACGCGCGCCUCCGCGACGAGAUUGACAGGAUCUCCGCCAUCGCCGCCAAGUACGUCGGCAAGCCCGCCGCGGCCGUCUCGGCCGCGUACCCGCCGCUGCCGCCGUCGAACAGGUCGCCGCUCGAUCAUAUGGGCAUUCCCGGCGCUGGCGCCGACGUGUUCGGCGCCGACUUCGACAAGCCGCUCGUCAUCGAGCUCGCCGUGGCCGCCAUGGAGGAGCUCGUCAGGAUGGCGCAGCUCGGCGAGCCGCUCUGGGCGCCGGCGCUCGGCGGCGAGGCGCUCGGCGAGGAGGAGUACGCGCGCACGUUCCCGCGCGGGCUAGGGCCCAAGUCGCCGGAGCUCCGGUCGGAGGCGUCGAGGGAGACGGCGGUGGUGAUCAUGAACCACGUCAGCCUCGUGGAGAUGCUCAUGGACGUCGGGCAGUGGACGGCGCUCUUCUCGAGCAUCGUGUCGCGCGCGGCGACGCUGGAGGUGCUCUCGACGGGCGUCGCCGGCAACCACAACGGCGCGCUGCAGCUCAUGUCCGCCGAGUUCCAGAUGCCGUCGCCGCUGGUGCCGACGAGGGAGACCCAGUUCCUGCGCUACUGCAAGCAGCACCCCGACGGCACGUGGGCCGUCGUCGACGUCUCCCUCGACGGGCUCCGCGCCGGCGCCGGGGGCGGAUGCCAGCCGGCGGCGGCGCGCGGCCACCGGCGCCGCCCCUCCGGCUGCCUCAUCCAGGAGAUGCCGAACGGCUACUCCAAGGUGACGUGGGUGGAGCACGUGGAGGCCGACGACCAGAUGGUGCACAACCUGUACAAGCCGGUGGUGAACUCCGGCAUGGCGUUCGGCGCUCGCCGGUGGGUGGCGACGCUGGAGCGGCAGUGCGAGCGCCUGGCUAGCGCCAUGGCGAGCAACGUGGCGUCCUCGGGCGACGCCGGCGUGAUCACGACGUCGGAGGGGAGGCGGAGCAUGCUGAAGCUGGCGGAGCGGAUGGUGGCGAGCUUCUGCGGCGGCGUGACGGCGUCGACGACGCACCAGUGGACGACGCUCUCCGGCAGCGGCGCCGAGGACGUCCGCGUCAUGACGCGCAAGAGCGUCGACGACCCCGGCCGCCCUCCCGGCAUCAUCCUCAACGCCGCCACCUCCUUCUGGCUCCCCGUCCCGCCUUCCCGCGUCUUCGACUUCCUCCGCGACGACUCCACCCGCAGCGAGUGGGACAUCCUCUCCAAUGGCGGCGUCGUCCAAGAAAUGGCUCACAUCGCCAAUGGCCGCGACCACGGCAACGCCGUCUCCCUCCUCCGCGUCAACAACGCGAACUCGAACCAGAGCAACAUGCUGAUACUGCAGGAGUGCUGCACGGACGCGACGGGGUCGUACGUGAUAUACGCGCCGGUGGACGUGGUGGCGAUGAACGUGGUGCUCAACGGCGGCGACCCGGACUACGUGGCGCUGCUGCCGUCGGGGUUCGCCAUCCUCCCCGACGGGCCGGACGGCGGCGGCGGGUCGCUGCUGACGGUGGCGUUCCAGAUACUGGUCGACUCCGUGCCCACCGCCAAGCUGUCGCUCGGCUCCGUCGCCACCGUCAACAGCCUCAUCGCCUGCACCGUCGAGCGCAUCAAGGCCGCCAUCACCGGCGACAACGGCGUCGCGCCGCCAUGCCCACGGUGACCUCGCCGGCGUGCCCAUCUAUCUGUCCAUCAUGUGCAAUGGGGAUCAAGGGAGGGAUCAAGAGCGAAUUCGGAGGUUUAGCAAUGUGGGGAGUCAAGAACGCACCGCAGACUACUGUCCUUGCAAAAGUGUAGUUGCUGCUUCAGUUAGCUAGUUCAUUUAUCAUUUUUUUUAAUCACUAUCACCACCACCAAAAAACCCCCAGAAAAAUUAAUCAUGAGUAAAAACCUUAAUUAUCCAACACAGCAGCAACACAACUUAGGUCCUGUGAUCAUGGCUGAUAUAUAUACACUACAUAUAUUUAUACAGUGAUAUGUCAUAGGCUCUGAGUUGUGUUGCUCUCAACAAAUUCCUACUCAUCAUCCAAAAUUAAAUUUGCUUCAGAGUUCAGACAAACACAUUGCAUCCAAUCCAUGCAUAUGCCCCCUCUUAUUUGAUUUCAGUUAGGUUAGUUUCAGUUAAGUUAUUAAUGAUCUGUCACCUGCAUUACAUGGCUCAUCAACAGUUCAUCAGAGUUAAUUAGUUCGGAAGCAAGCAACACUUUGCAAGGUUGGUUGGUUGGUUCGGGUAUUGACUCCUCUUUCUCUCUCCGGGUUGCCACUCUCUCUCUAGAACUCCUCUUCUGAUGCAAGAUUUGUUAAUUUCAUCAUCAGCUGGACUAAUGCAUGCAUAUGUGUACUGCAUAGUAGUACCUUUAAAUUCAGUUUGCAAAAAGAGUGUGUAUCAUGUUUGUGCUUAAUUUGCUCUCCUUGUCUAUUAGAUUGGGCUUAAACUUUGCAUGCAUUUGGAGAUUUGCAGAAGUCUGUCUUGUAUCCUCUCUGUGAUUCUCAUGGACAGUUCGAUUAAUUGGACUACCUUUUUGCAUCCAUAUCUAAAGUCUGGCUGAGUUGAUGCAUUUUGUUUUGGUGUAUAUCUGCAGGUGUUCAAUGAUGUUUUUGUGUGUGAUA
This is a messenger RNA of Oryza sativa Japonica Group (Japanese rice), 3746 nucleotides long. Lineage: Eukaryota; Viridiplantae; Streptophyta; Magnoliopsida; Poales; Poaceae. The record is from RefSeq and is a predicted model, not a curated record.